Messenger RNA from Daphnia carinata, 1901 nucleotides. RefSeq lists its product as uncharacterized. The transcript has 8 exons. The coding region runs from base 316 to 1878 and encodes 520 amino acids. The record is from RefSeq and is a predicted model, not a curated record. NCBI's taxonomy places the organism in Eukaryota, Metazoa, Arthropoda, Branchiopoda, Diplostraca, Daphniidae.
GUGCUUGCUAUUAUUCUAUCUCAUGCCUUUCUGUCCAAGCGGUAUGAGAGAGAAAAAUCUUUGCCACAAAAAAAAACAAAAGAAUUUAAUUAAGGAUAAAUAGGCGAACGCAUUCGGGUAGCUAGUCACGAACGUCAGUCUGUGGACUUCACUUGUUACUACGCAGGCGCUACGGGGCCAGCUGCCUAUUAGUGCCUGUGUUGUUCGCCACCGAAGGUUUUUCAUUUCUAAUUCCAAGCAGCAUCCCGUCUUUCCUGAGAACUACUGAUGACAACCUUAACGAGGCCAGUCUAUCAAAAAUUUCGUUAGAAUGGAAUGCCAAAGUUUGCCUCCAACCCAUAUCUCAUUGAGUGGUUGAUGGUCGUUGCGUCCAGUUUGUUGGAACUUGUGCGCUCAACAGGAUCAUGUAGUGCCGACAUGCAUAGGACAUUGUUGUGCUGCGCAUUGUUAUUCGCAAUAAUUUCAGCCGGAGAAGGACUACAGAGUUUGCAGCGAGUGUGUGACAAAUACAACAACGGCGUUGAUAAACUGUUGUUAGAUUUUGACGAAGUGGCUGCUGCUGUCAACGUCUCGUUUCCCAAAGAAAACAGGGAUGAUCAGCGUUUCACUUCCUACAAGAUUUAUUUACUCGCCAAUUGGAAUCAGUUGGAGCCGGAAGCUUCCUGUCAAGAUGCUCAUCUUUCAUCUCACACAGUGUAUGAUAUUAGCACGGAAACGGAUUUUCUCGUCAGUUUGCGGUAUGUUUACAGUGGGUUCUAUCGCCUGACAGUUGUCCCAUGGAUCAACAAUACGAUCAGCUUCCAGUCAAUUAAUGCUUAUUUCAUCGUGCGAACUACGCGCCUUCCAAUGGCAGUUCAGAACUGGACUACGCAAUUCAUCAUUCAUCCCCUGCCAGUAUAUUCCAGUAUUGUCAUCCAGUUUCUUCCAGCUGAUCCGGAAUAUGAUUUCAUUUUGUACGAAGUUUUAUUAUCGGAUUGUGAUCCUUCCUCGUUAUCUAUUUCCGUUGGACAUACGUCAAUUUGCUAUGCAAAUCAAACGAUACCAGAAUGCACUUUUGAGAAUUUAUCUCCCGGGAAAUACUGCGCCUUUGUGCGGCCUAUUGAUCAGCGGUGCAAUUAUGGCAACGUAUGGCAGGUCAAGGACCACUGUAUUGUCCACAGUGAUGUGAUCGAGCUUGCUCAUUCUCCACCUUCUGGAAACCUGGAAUGGUUACCCACAGGAUCAGUUAUAAGCGACAGAAUUGGUAAUCACUCUGCGACGAUGUUGGCCGCCAUGGUGAUAAGCCUUGUCAUAGCUAUCGGAUUCGUGGUAGCCUUAAUCUAUCAGAUCAGGAGAAAGCGAUCAGCUUCAAGGCGUAACCAUCACAAAUUUUCAGCCAUCCAUUUAGCGGGAGCUACGUCAUCAACCAUCAGUAACACAAAAAAGAACGUUCUACUGCUAUGGUUGCGUGAGAGCUGCCAGUUGAUGCAACAAGUUGAUGAGUUGAAAGAUAAACUGAGAAAACAAAACAUUAAAAUUGUGGACAUAUACGACGAUGAGUUGUACGAUGAACUGUCCGUCGAUCCUCUUCAUUGGUUGAAUGAAAUCAUGUCUACUCAAAAUUUACGAAUUAUCGUUAUCGGAUCACCGCGAUUGGAACAACAUUUCGCCAAUGAGAACCGACCUGAAAACGAAUUGGACAUAUUAGAAGGUCUGGUACUGUAUGCCAUAAAACAACUUUGGUUUAUGAGAGCAGCUAGCCAUUCUCUCUACUCGACUACUUUCUUCGUUCGGUUCUCCAAUACUUCAUAUCAUGGACAGACCAACAAGCUGACACCUUUUCGCUGUUUCAUGUUACCGACGCACUGUGAAGAACUUAUUUUUUACAUAAAUAAUUAGCAGCUUUGAUAGCUGAAAAAUUA